Messenger RNA from Alternaria viburni, 423 nucleotides. RefSeq lists its product as uncharacterized. The record is from RefSeq and is a predicted model, not a curated record. Bases 1 to 423 code for a protein of 140 amino acids. The transcript has a single exon. NCBI's taxonomy places the organism in Eukaryota, Fungi, Ascomycota, Dothideomycetes, Pleosporales, Pleosporaceae. Gene Ontology annotation, molecular function: rRNA N-glycosylase activity. Gene Ontology annotation, biological process: negative regulation of translation.
AUGUCCGACCCCCAACAUAGCAUACCAGCGCCCACAGCUUCUUACCCAAUCACACUCGCACCACCCUUACUUCUAGAAGCCAAACCCACCUCCACCCUCCUCACCACCCUCCGCGCCCACCAAACCAUGCUCACAGACCUCUACAUCGCACAAAACAACGCCUACGUCAUAGCCUACACCGCAUUCGAGACACAGUACGCAGCAGCAACUAGGACUAAUUCUAUAGAGAUACAGGAGGUCAUUGCGAAGCUGCUAGAGCAGCAAAAGGAGAUCAUACUCUUCCAGACCUUGCUUUGGAGCUUCCAGAUGUUUGGUGCUGGCCUGGAGAGCGGUGGGACCGACCAUCUAGAUGAGGGGCAAGCGCGUGGACAGGAGGGGGUUGGUAGUGGAGGAGCGAGGGACUUCGAGGGCAUGUGGCGCUGA